CCGAACUCCGCCGUCCGGCCGCAGUUUCCCAGGCCGCCAGGCACGAGAAGCUGCCACCCCCCCGGCGAGGGGUGGUCGCCUCAACGGCUCCGCUCAACCGGUCGGUUCGGAGGCUCAGGGUUUAGGGAGGGACUCGAUUUGUUUCAAUCAUCAAGUCGAGUGGAUUCUGUACUGAAAGGUGUGCUCGCUGACAAUGGCUCUUCUCAUGCUGAGCUGUGAAGGAUUUCAGAAGCAUGAGGAUAGAUUCCAGGCAACACAUAUUGGCCAUCGGUUGCUUUACUCCCCUGCUGCUGAUAAUAGCUACAGGGACGAUGUCACUGCUGCUGCUGCUGCUGCAGAUGAUAAUAUAAUAGAUGGCAGCAUUCUCAGCAAGAAGAAUCUUCAAAGUUUGCCCGCUAAUGAGGAUUUUCUCUCAAUUGAGGAUAAUCCAGUGGAUGAGCUAGAAUUGGAUGAUGGGUUGGGAAUUGUUGAGAGGGUUAGUCCCAUUGAAUAUAUCAAGAGGUUACUGUUGAUGAGAUCAGCACUGGGUGAUUCUUCUAUUGAGCUAGGUAUUAACACUGUCAUGCACAUGCUUCCAGAGUCUUCUAGGGACUGUAGGCAUACUGGGGACCUCUAUUGGCAUGGUUAUUAUCAGAUGAACAAAUUAUCUCCAACUGCCUUGCCGCCGAUGCGGUACACUCACUGUGCAUCUUCAAACGAGCUUCGGUGUUUCCAUAAGCCGCGUGCUAUGCUCCAAGUCUUUUGUAUUAAGUUGAAAUCAUAUCUGGAAGAUGCGGGUGGGCCAAUUGAGGUGUAUGGGUUUAUUGUAAUUCGUGAUGCGGAAGACUAUCGGCGCAACUACGUUUUCAACCGAUCUCGUGAUAACCCAAUCAUUGUCAACAAGACCAGUGACUACCUGACUUUGGUGAGCCCUAGCAGAGGCAUUUCGAUGACAAUCGAUUGCCUGAUGGAAAUAGAUCUGAGAGCCAAGGGACCCAUGGAAGACGUGACUCUGGUGGAUGGGUGCUGUGAUUUCGUGGAGGGCCGUUGCGUGUACGACACGGAGCUGGAGUGCACCCUGGAUGGCACCAACGGCACUCUCAUCUUUGAUCUCAUCGUGUUUCGAAGAGCGCUGGAGGCGACCGUAGAGCUGUGUUUCACCAAGGUGCCCGCGGGAGGCUUUGAGCUGAAGAUGUGCGGGUACACCGCGGUUUCAGAGAGCCUGUACCUCUUUGCCGGUGAGCAGUGCGACUGCGAUGGCUUGGUCGCCUCGGCCGGGAAGCACCCGCAGAGGUUCGUCGCAGCCGUACCGUUCGAUGACACGCUCUUCAUCGAUUUCAUGGAGGGGAGGCUGCCUGUCCCGUUUAAGGCGACGUCCGUUCAUGGCUGCCUAGAGAAGGAGUACUGCUUCUGCAACGGCGCUGUGGUGAGCGUGAAGGUGUCGUGGUCAACGAGCUUCUACUAAGCCUCCACCCACUUGUACAGCUGGCGAAUUUUGUCCAGCAAAUGAAUCGUCUGCUGCUGCUUUUUUUGCACAGGAAGUAAUUGACUGCUUAUUCCUUAUUGCCAAGCAAAUUGAUCGUCUGCUGCUUUCUUCUUCACAAAAAGCAUAAUUGGUCGUCGGCUGCUUUCUUCACAAAAA
This is a messenger RNA of Triticum dicoccoides, 1621 nucleotides long. RefSeq lists its product as uncharacterized. NCBI's taxonomy places the organism in Eukaryota, Viridiplantae, Streptophyta, Magnoliopsida, Poales, Poaceae. Bases 194 to 1444 code for a protein of 416 amino acids. The record is from RefSeq and is a predicted model, not a curated record. The transcript has 6 exons.